This is a messenger RNA of Zasmidium cellare ATCC 36951, 798 nucleotides long. RefSeq lists its product as uncharacterized. NCBI's taxonomy places the organism in Eukaryota, Fungi, Ascomycota, Dothideomycetes, Mycosphaerellales, Mycosphaerellaceae. The record is from RefSeq and is a predicted model, not a curated record. Gene Ontology annotation, molecular function: ribosomal large subunit binding. The transcript is spliced from 3 exons. Gene Ontology annotation, biological process: translation. The coding region runs from base 1 to 798 and encodes 265 amino acids. Gene Ontology annotation, cellular component: mitochondrion.
AUGUGCACUACAAAAAUGAGCCUUUCACCUGUUUGUGUGGCACAAUCAGCUGCUUUUCGAACCCUCAAGCCGUUUCUCUCCACAAGAGCUGUCUUUUGUAUUCGUUCAAAUACGCCCAGACUGUUCUCGACGAGCUCACGUCUCCAAAAGAAAGGAGGUAAAGCUGCCAGAGAGGAGAAGCAGGCUGCUUCAAAAGACUCGAAGGAUGCAUCAAGCGAAGAUCCAUUUGAUUUCUCGGCUCUCGAAGCAGACAUUGCCAACUCGAUCGAAAGGCUGAAGAAUGACCUAUCGAAGCUACGGGCUGGUGGACGUUUCAAUCCUGAAGCAGUGGAGAGUCUUCGAGUUCAGCCAGACAAGAAUGACAAGCAGACUUUCAAGCUGAGUGACCUCGUACAAGUCAUUCCGAAAGGCAGGACUGUGCAAGUACUUGUAGGGGAGAAAGACCAUGUCAAGCCAGUCUCCUCAGCGAUCCAGGCAUCAGCACUCUCUCUGACACCUCAACCCGACCCUACUGGAUCGAACCCUCUUAUGCUGGUCCUGAACAUUCCACCGCCCACCGCAGACUCUCGCAAGGCCGCAGUCGCAGAGGCCACCAAAGCCGGUGACAAGGCUACCACAAGCGUAAGAGAUGCGAGAGGAAAGCAACAAAAGAAGAUGCGGGCAAUGCAAUUGAACAAGAGCGCGAGACCUGAUGAUUUGAAGAAAGCGGGCAGUAUGAUGGAGAAAGUCGUGGAGAAAGGUAGCGACGAGCUGAAGAAGGUGCUAGAUAACGCUAAGAAGGUCCUCGAGAGUGGGUGA